Messenger RNA from Chrysochloris asiatica (Cape golden mole), 3236 nucleotides. It is a transcript of the gene SLC4A10, whose product is annotated as solute carrier family 4, sodium bicarbonate transporter, member 10. Gene Ontology annotation, cellular component: basolateral plasma membrane; plasma membrane. Gene Ontology annotation, molecular function: solute:inorganic anion antiporter activity; monoatomic anion transmembrane transporter activity; sodium:bicarbonate symporter activity. The transcript is spliced from 24 exons. Lineage: Eukaryota; Metazoa; Chordata; Mammalia; Afrosoricida; Chrysochloridae. Gene Ontology annotation, biological process: regulation of intracellular pH; monoatomic anion transport; bicarbonate transport. The annotation marks the transcript as partial. The record is from RefSeq and is a predicted model, not a curated record.
GUCAUCGAACUCUGUUCAUUGGUGUUCAUGUGCCCCUGGGAGGAAGGAAAAGUCAUCGACGUCACAGGCAUCGUGGUCAUAAACACAGGAAGAGAGAUAGAGAAAGAGAUUCAGGUUUAGAGGACGGGAGGGAGUCACCUUCAUUUGGAUCAACCACAUACAUAGGUAUGUUUGCAUCAAAGAGAAUCAUUCAUCUACAAUACAAUAAUAUUCAGUGUACUGACAAUAAUAUUUAUUUGCACAGGUGGUUGAAGUUCGAAGAGGAUGUGGAAGAUGGAGGAGAAAGGUGGAGUAAGCCUUAUGUAGCAACCCUUUCAUUGCAUAGCUUGUUUGAAUUGAGAAGUUGUAUUCUGAAUGGAACUGUGCUGCUGGAUAUGCAUGGCAACACUUUAGAAGAAAUUGCAGAUAUGGUCCUUGACCAACAAGUGAGCUCAGGUCAACUCAAUGAAGAUGUACGCCACAGAGUCCAUGAGGCAUUGAUGAAACAACAUCACCAUCAGAACCAGAAAAAACUCACCAACAGGAUCCCCAUUGUUCGUUCAUUUGCUGAUAUUGGCAAAAAACAGUCAGAACCAAAUUCCAUGGAUAAAAAUGGUCAGGUUGUUUCUCCUCAAUCUGCUCCAGCCUGUGUGGAAAAUAAAAAUGAUGUGAGCAGAGAAAACAGCACUGUUGAUUUUAGCAAGGGACUGGGAGGCCAACAAAAGGGGCAUACUAGUCCAUGUGGGAUGAAACAAAAGCAUGAAAAAGGACCUCCACACCAGCAAGAGAGAGAGGUUGAUCUACAUUUUAUGAAAAAGAUUCCUCCAGGUGCUGAAGCUUCAAAUAUCCUAGUUGGGGAGCUCGAGUUUUUGGAUCGAACUGUAGUUGCAUUUGUCAGGUUGUCUCCAGCUGUAUUGCUUCAAGGGCUGGCUGAGGUCCCAAUCCCAACAAGAUUUUUGUUCAUUCUUCUGGGACCCCUGGGAAAGGGUCAACAGUACCAUGAGAUUGGCAGAUCAAUUGCAACCUUAAUGACAGAUGAGGUAUUUCAUGAUGUUGCUUACAAAGCUAAAGACCGGAAUGACUUGGUAUCUGGAAUUGAUGAAUUUCUAGAUCAGGUAACUGUGCUCCCUCCUGGAGAAUGGGACCCCAGCAUUCGGAUAGAGCCUCCAAAAAAUGUUCCCUCCCAGGAGAAGAGGAAGAUCCCUGCAGUACCAAAUGGAACAGCAGCUCAUGGGGAAGCAGAACCCCAUGGAGGGCAUAAUGGACCUGAACUUCAGCGAACAGGAAGGAUUUUUGGGGGACUUAUUUUAGAUAUCAAAAGAAAAGCUCCAUACUUCUGGAGUGACUUCAGAGAUGCUUUCAGCUUGCAGUGCUUAGCAUCUUUCCUAUUUCUCUAUUGUGCGUGUAUGUCUCCUGUCAUCACUUUUGGAGGACUGCUGGGAGAAGCAACUGAAGGUCGUAUAAGUGCAAUUGAAUCUCUCUUUGGAGCAUCUAUGACUGGGAUAGCCUACUCGCUCUUUGGUGGACAGCCUCUUACCAUAUUAGGCAGUACAGGACCAGUUUUGGUGUUUGAAAAGAUUUUGUUUAAGUUUUGCAAAGAAUAUGGAUUGUCAUACUUAUCUUUAAGGGCUAGUAUUGGGCUUUGGACUGCAACCCUGUGUAUCAUACUUGUGGCCACUGAUGCAAGCUCGCUUGUCUGCUAUAUUACCCGGUUUACUGAGGAAGCCUUUGCUUCUCUGAUUUGCAUCAUUUUCAUUUAUGAGGCCCUAGAGAAGUUGUUUGAACUCAGUGAAUCAUAUCCAAUCAACAUGCAUAAUGACUUGGAUCUCCUGACACAAUACUCGUGUAACUGUGUGGAACCCCAUAAUCCCAGUAAUGAUACAUUGAAGGACUGGAGAAACUCUAAUAUAUCUGCAUCUGACAUAAUUUGGGAAAAUUUAACUGUGUCGGAAUGCAAAUCAUUGCAUGGAGAGUAUGUUGGACGAGCUUGUGGUCAUGAACACCCCUAUGUUCCAGAUGUUCUAUUUUGGUCAGUGAUCCUAUUCUUUUCCACAGUUACUAUGUCAGCCACUCUGAAGCAGUUCAAGACCAGCCGGUAUUUUCCUACAAAGGUUCGAUCGAUAGUGAGUGACUUUGCUGUCUUUCUUACAAUUCUGUGCAUGGUUUUAAUUGACUAUGCCAUUGGAAUUCCAUCUCCAAAACUGCAAGUGCCAAGUGUCUUCAAGCCCACAAGAGAUGAUCGUGGCUGGUUUGUAAAGCCUUUAGGUCCAAAUCCAUGGUGGACAAUAAUAGCUGCUAUUAUUCCAGCUUUGCUUUGCACUAUUCUAAUUUUCAUGGACCAGCAGAUUACAGCUGUCAUUAUCAACAGAAAAGAACAUAAACUCAAGAAAGGCUGUGGGUAUCAUCUGGAUCUAUUCAUGGUGGCUGUCAUGCUUGGGGUGUGCUCCAUCAUGGGCUUGCCGUGGUUUGUGGCUGCCACUGUCCUCUCCAUCACUCAUGUUAACAGCCUAAAGCUGGAAUCCGAAUGCUCAGCUCCAGGGGAACAACCCAAGUUUCUUGGCAUUCGGGAGCAAAGAGUUACUGGACUGAUGAUUUUUGUUCUUAUGGGUUCAUCAGUUUUUAUGACCAGUAUUCUAAAGUUUAUUCCCAUGCCAGUGCUCUAUGGAGUCUUCCUCUAUAUGGGCGCUUCAUCUCUCAAGGGAAUUCAGUUCUUUGAUAGAAUAAGGCUCUUUUGGAUGCCUGCAAAACAUCAACCAGAUUUUAUAUACCUAAGGCAUGUGCCUCUUCGAAAAGUUCAUCUCUUCACAAUUAUUCAGAUGAGUUGCCUUGGUCUUUUGUGGAUAAUAAAAGUUUCAAGAGCUGCUAUUGUCUUUCCCAUGAUGGUAUUAGCUCUGGUAUUUGUAAGAAAGUUGAUGGACUUGCUAUUUACCAAACGGGAACUUAGCUGGUUGGAUGAUUUGAUGCCUGAGAGUAAGAAAAAGAAACUAGAAGAUGCUGAAAAAGAAGAAGAACAAAGUAUGUUAGCGAUGGAAGAUGAGGGCAUAGUACAACUCCCAUUGGAAGGGCACUAUAGAGAUGAUCCUUCUGUGAUAAAUAUUUCUGAUGAAAUGUCAAAGACUGCUUUGUGGAGAAAUCUUCUGAUUACUGCUGAUAACUCAAAAGAUAAGGAGUCAAGCUUUCCUUCUAAAAGCAAUGAAAGCCGAAAAGAGAAGAAAGCUGACUCAGGGAAAGGUGUUGACAGGGAGACUUGUCUAUGA